Magnusiomyces paraingens is the source of this 333-nucleotide messenger RNA. RefSeq lists its product as uncharacterized. NCBI's taxonomy places the organism in Eukaryota, Fungi, Ascomycota, Dipodascomycetes, Dipodascales, Dipodascaceae. Gene Ontology annotation, biological process: regulation of transcription elongation by RNA polymerase II; positive regulation of DNA-templated transcription, elongation; mRNA processing. Bases 1 to 333 code for a protein of 110 amino acids. Gene Ontology annotation, molecular function: RNA polymerase II complex binding; zinc ion binding. The transcript has 3 exons. Gene Ontology annotation, cellular component: DSIF complex; nucleus. The record is from RefSeq and is a predicted model, not a curated record.
AUGUCGACAAGAACUGAACGCGCGUGUAUGAUUUGCGCCAUCAUCCAGCCAUAUAGAGAAUUUCUGAGCCAAGGAUGUCCUAACUGCGAAUCGCUGCUCGCGUAUAAGAAUGAUGACGAGCUGGUCCAAGACUGCACUAGUCCGUCUUUUGAAGGCCUGCUUGCGGUCUGCGAUACAGCCAACUCAUGGGCAGCCAAGUGGCUGCGAGUAGACGGAUUCCAGCCUGGACUUUACGCAGUCAAAGUGAAUGGCCGGUUGCCUGAAGAUAUUGCGCGGGAUCUGGAGGCUAAGGGCGUAGUGUACCGUCCGCGGGACGGCAGUGCACAGGAUUAA